AAAAAGGAAAAGUGAAAAGAGACGGGAGGGGAAAAAAAAGAAAGAAAGAAAGAAAAGCUGCACUGCUGCGAUCAGAAGUGAAGUGACGUGAAGAUCGGGACGCGAGGGUCUUCUCGACUGUACGGGUCUCGUUCUCUAACCGCAGAUCCGGAGCGGCGGAAAGUUCGGAAGUGUCGAAGCUUUCAGCGAAAUGUCGUUUCGCUCGUGUGUUUUUUUUUUUUACGUUAUUCUUUAAUCACUUUGUAAAGUUUGUAAAUCUGAGCGCUGCGAUACCGCACCUCCCUAUCUCCGCGUUCGUGUGGCUCGAGGAGCUCGGAAGUUUGCACCUCCGUCCGUGGAACGUGUUUCCAUGGAGUCCGCGGGAGAUAUUUUGUUCAGUUUUUCAUUUCUUAAGAAUGGUGAAUUUGGCCUAAUAAUAAUUGUGCAGGUAUUUUAAAAAACAAAAACCACCACCGAAUGUGACGGUACACCGAAAUGUCUGUAUAGCGCUGGUCUGCAUUGGCCGGUGUGCGCGCAGAGCUCCGGUCGCUUCGCUUCGCUUCGCUUCGGUUUCAGCAGCCUGCGAGCUUCGCGUGUUGCCCCGAUCACCGGAGCUACGGGGCAAAAGUUUGCGGAGUUCGUUUGAAGUCGUGCCCCUGCACCUCUGCGGAACAACUCAAGAUAAAUUCGCUAUUGUGGGAUAGCUGACAUGGUGACGGUGCGAUAGCCUGAUUGCAAACUGCAUAGCAGUCCACGAACUAGAGCUUUUCCCGGUCUGUGGACCCGAGGAUACCGAGAGAACCGGGUACAAAAUGGCGGCGGCCCUGGGACACAUCGGAUCAUUUUACGCGUUUUAUUUAAUUUUGUGCCUAAAACUGUUAAUCAUUGAUGCGUUGAGCACGGACGUGUCGUGUUCCCAAAACUGUACGUGCACCAUUGACACGACGGACUGCAGCAACAUGAAGCUGACCCAAAUCCCGACAGAUCUGCCGGAGCGGACGGUCCGUGUAAACCUGAGCCAUAACAAGCUGGCAGUAGCUGAUAUGAACAUCCUCUCCAGUCUACCCAACCUAAGAGAAGUGAGACUGGAGCACAACGAGCUGACGUCCCUCCCCGUGUUCGGGGACGGCCCGCUAGCGAUCACCUCCCUCUCUCUGCACCAUAACAAGAUCAGCAGCGUGCAGGGGUCCCGGCUGCAGACCCUCAGAGACCUGCUGACUCUGGACCUGAGCAACAACGACCUCAUGGAUCUGAGGGAACACUGCUUCCCACCUGGUCUCCACAUCAGAGAGCUGUUGCUAAGCAGUAAUAAGAUCGUGCACCUGGAGUUCGGGACGUUCAGGAACCUGGCCAGCACCCUGCAGGUCUUGAAGCUCAGCAGGAACCGGCUCACGCAGCUGCCCGUGAAGGGCCUAGAACUGCCCCGACUGACCCAGCUAGACCUGAGCAGGAAUCGUCUGCGUUUAAUCGAGGGUCUGACGUUCCAAGGCCUGUCGAGUCUGGAGGUCCUGAAGCUUCAGAAGAACAACAUCAGCAGACUGACUGACGGGGCCUUCUGGGGCCUGGCGCACAUGAGGGUCCUACAUUUGGACUACAACAACCUGACAGAGGUGAACAGCGGCUCCCUGUACGGUCUGGAGUCUCUGCAGCACCUCCAUCUCUCCAACAACUCCAUCUCCACCUUCAACCCAGAGGGCUGGGCUUUCUGUGACAGACUGAGAGAGCUACACCUGGCCCAUAAUAACCUGACCAAGCUGUCGGAGGGGAGUUUUGUGAAGUUGGUGAAUCUUCAGUCUCUACGCUUGAGCCACAACUCGCUCAGCCAUAUUGCUGAGGGCGCCUUCAGAGGACUAAGUGCCCUGCGUCUGCUAGAGCUGGAUCACAAUGACCUUUCGGGGGUGAUCGAGGACGCUACGGGUGCCUUCGUGGGUCUGGAGAGUCUCAGAACGCUGACUCUGUGUGGAAACAGGAUCAAGUCUGUGGCCAGGAAGGCCUUCUCUGGCCUAGAAGCACUGCAGCACCUGAACUUGCGGGACAACGUCAUCCGCACCAUUCAACCAGACACCUUCAGCAAGAUGAAAGACUUGCACAGUCUUGAAAUUCAGAGCGAUAGUUUCCUGUGCGACUGCCAGCUGUCCUGGUUUCCUGAGUGGCUGGUGACCCAGGGUCUGCAGGCGGGCGUACAGGCGACGUGCGCUCACCCCAGCAGCCUGCAAGGCACGAGUGUGUUCCAGGCUCCGCCUCAGAGCUUCGUGUGUGAUGACCUGGCGAAACCGCACAUCACGGCGCACCCUGUGGCCACGUCGGCCGUGGUGGGCGAGGACGUGCGUCUCACGUGCACGGCGGUGAGCGGGAGCACGAGCGUGCCCGUCACGCUGGCGUGGCGUAAGGACCAGGAGGCACUGGAGCACGCCGAGGUGGAGACCCGCGCCCAGCCGCGCGCACCCGACGGCGCCGUGACCGACUACACGGCCAUCCUCCACCUCCGCAGCGUGGCGUUCCAGCAUGAGGGUCGCUACCAGUGCGUCGUCUCCAACCACUUUGGCUCCGCCUACUCCAACAAGGCACGCCUCAGUGUCAGCGUCCUGCCGUCAUUCGUGAAGACGCCGCGUGAUGUGACCGUGCGUACGGGCGCCAAGGCGCGGCUGGAGUGCGCGGCCCGUGGGCACCCGCCGCCCCAGGUAGCCUGGCAGAAGGAUGGGGGCACCGACUUCCCCGCCGCGCGCGAGCGCCGUAUGCAGGUGAUGCCCGAUGACGACGUGUUCUUCAUCAUGGACGUGAAGCCCGAGGACACGGGGGUGUACAGCUGUACGGCCAGAAACACAGCGGGGACCGUCUCGGCCAACGUCACGCUCGCCGUUUUGGAGACACCCCACCUGGCGCAGGGCAUGGAGGACCGCAGCGUGGUCGUCGGGGAAACGGUGGCCCUGCAGUGCAAGGCGCUUGGGAGCCCGCCCCCCCGCAUCGCCUGGCUACGGGGGGAGGAGCCACUGCGUCCCAGCGACCGCUACCACUUCACGCCUGGCAGCCAGCUGCUGGUGAUCAGCGGUGCCGCCCUGGAGGACGCGGGCCGCUACACAUGCGUGAUGUCCAACCCCCUGGGCACCGAGCGUGCUCACUGUCAACUCAGCGUGCUCCAGCGCUCGGGCGGCGCCUGUAGCCCUCACGCCGGCCCCACCGCCGUUACCGUGGGGAUCGUGGUCAUCACCGUGGUGAGCAGUAUCGUGGCCACGUCGCUGGUGUGGGUGUGCAUCAUCUACCAGACGAGGAAGAAGAGCGAAGAGUGCAGCAUCAACACUGAUGAGACAAUCAUCCCCCCUGAUGUCCCGAGCUACCUGUCCUCCCAGGGGACACUGUCUGAGAGACAGGACAUGUGUAUCAGAGUGGAGUCCAGUGGGGGCCCUCAGGCACACGCUCACAGACACAGCAACGGUGGUCUCCAUUUUCCAAUCGUGUGUGCCGAUUGCAUGGAGAACUGCACCGGCUACUCCAGGCCAUCAGGUUACCUCCCCCAGGUCACACCACCCACUUCAGGCCCAGAGUACCAGCAGACGCAAACCCCCUCGACCUGUGCCAGCCACAGGGUGGGCGACAUGCACUGCAACGGCACACCAGCCUUCCCCAGCAACCAUAACACGGCAUCGGUGGCAUCGCACACAAAGCACAGUGACGGGACAGGGUGUUUGGCUGACAGGGCAGGGGUGGUAUCAAGUUUUCCAUCACUGGACGAUACCCAGCAUCACUCUGUGCCCACCCCCCCUACGCCCGCCCGCACGGCUGUUCUCUUUGCCUCCGAGCUCACAAAGACUCUGUUACCCAGAGACCGUACGCACACAUCCAGAGCAUGCCCCAGUGAGGGCUCCCCCCUCAGGCGGGCUAGCGACUAGCACCCUGCCACCAUGGCUAAGACUGUUUGUUGUCGUCGUUUUUGGUGUCGUUUUAUGUCUUCUUUGCACUGUGAACUGCUGCCUCACACCGAGCUGGCAGGUCGAGUCUCGGAGUUUGAAGUGGGAGCUUGGCUGGGGGCGUUGGAGUCCCCGUCUGAGCGUUACUGCUGUACAUAGUUUAAGAUUCUCCCCAGGGAGGCCUCCAUCACCACUCGAACAUGUGACUUGCAUUUAAAGCAUGCUAAAGUAGGGAAUACUGUACAGUAUAACAGAGUGCUAGAACCUUGGGCCUUGAAUUGUACAUAA
Molecule: messenger RNA, 4172 nt
Organism: Electrophorus electricus (electric eel)
Lineage: Eukaryota; Metazoa; Chordata; Actinopteri; Gymnotiformes; Gymnotidae
Gene: lrig1
Product: leucine-rich repeats and immunoglobulin-like domains 1
Molecular function (GO): protein binding
Source: RefSeq, a predicted model, not a curated record